Messenger RNA from Pipra filicauda (Wire-tailed manakin), 2182 nucleotides. Its product is annotated as GPN-loop GTPase 1-like. The record is from RefSeq and is a predicted model, not a curated record. Gene Ontology annotation, molecular function: GTPase activity. The transcript has 3 exons. Lineage: Eukaryota; Metazoa; Chordata; Aves; Passeriformes; Pipridae. Bases 1526 to 1756 code for a protein of 76 amino acids.
AAUAGGGCACAGGGGGAGAAGUCAGCUAACAGGUGGGAACAAUGUCUGGACAAGGUAAUUCGAAGGGGAAACCUGAAUAUUAAUAAGGCAUGCCCAGACGAUAUGAACCAAAGCCAGCCCCCUCAGAGUCAGGCCUUGUAUGAGGCCACAGAGGACCUGAGGCAUUUGAUAAGAGGUUCUGGUCUGUCCUUAACCAAUAUUUUUAAAUAUUUGGAGGCAUUGAGUUACAUCUACCCACUCACUACAUAUGACUGGAAAGAACGGAUAAAACUAGUUCUCAGUGACACCCAAUAUACAGUCUGGUUAGCUGAAUUCCAGAAAAAUUGCUCUGUUCAUAUUAAAUACCUACAGGCAGACACCACGGCACAUCAGUCAAGCGGGAAAGCAAGUUAUAAUUUAGAUUCACAAUCAAAAUACCAUAAAGAGAUAGCCAGGCAAGUCCUAAAAGCUAUGGAAAACAUUUUCACUGCUGAUCCAAUUGACUAUCUGUCCAACAGUGAAGAGUUACAAGGUUUAUACUGAGUUAAAUUUGAGAUGUUUGGACCAGCUGCAGUCGACUUUAAACAAGCAAAUUGAAUACAAUGAAGCCAGAGAGAUGCUGUACAAGCAUUUGGCUUUUGAAAGAGAAAAUGCAAAAGCUUUGCAGAGCCCUCCUGCAAAGGAGAACUGUGACUUUACUGAGCUGGUGCAACCCUACCAAAAGGCUAGCUCUGAGAAACAGCUACCUGCCUCUCUAGCUGCAGCUUUAGAUGCCCAAAUAAGAAUACACAGGGAAGUCAGACACACAGCUAGUUGUUUUAGUUGUGGAGAAUUGAAUCACUCUCAGGAAGAUUGCCCAUGGAAACCCCUAAUUGCAACAUUCCACAAACACCCUAACAGCAGAGAAAUGACUCAGUUGUACCAAGGGUGUCAUACACAAAACAAAAGAUAUGCUGCAAGCAUUGUAUUGCUUGUAAUAGCAUUGCUAGCUGUACUCUUUUUUAGCACCACUUUUCAUGUGCAAAAGAGAAAACUACUUAAGGCAAGCCACAAUAUACCAAUAACCAGCCCCCAAAAUAACCAUGUACCCUGUACCCCAAAGAAAGGUGACAGGUGGAAAACAUUACAGAUGUUGACAGCAGAACACGCAGUCAAAAAACAUGCAGAAACCUUGCAGAUCGGACUGCCUCUACCUAUAAAGGUUUCUAGCAAAUUUGGUCACGAGUGGUAACUGAUUCAAAAAACCAUUCCUUUACCAUUCUCCGUCACCCUGAGGAUGCCCAAAAACCCCUCUUUUCCAUCAUGGUUUUAAGCAGUGCACAGACUAUCCAAACUCACUGCUGGGCUGCAUUUCCUCAAGGGAUGCAAAAUACCUCGAUAAAGUAUCAAACAGCCAUAAUACACCAUUAUGCAGAGGACACAUUAAUAACCAAGACCACAAGAAAUGAACUGCUAAUUGUUUCUGCUGUUUUAACCAAAACUGCCCAAGGUGCAGAUCUUCAAGUUGUUUCAGGAAAAAUCCAACAACCACAACUCUGGACUUGCCAUGGACAAGACAACACAGCAAAAAGGCUCUACACAGGUGACACAGCUCGAGGCUCCCUCUUUUCCUUCGGUUGCCGUGAGUGUGCCGGACACCUCUGGCAGGACUAACCCUGUCGCUUUUAUGUCCAACGUGCUGUUUGCCUGCAGUAUCCUGUAUAAGACAAAGCUACCUUUCCUCGUGGGAAUGGACUGGCCGGGCUUUGGCAGUCUGGCCCCUAGAAAGACUAAGUGACCUCCUCCAACAGGGGAAGACUGAAGCAAGCGGUGCCAGAAAGAACUGGAGUUUCUGAAGAAUAAAAGCUGGAAGUAUGCCCCCGAAAAUCCCCCCGGGUGGUCAGUGGUCUGACUUCCACAGACUGGUGGCCUUGGCCAGGAGCGGUCCUGCCGGCCUGUAAUUUUAAUUUCCUGCCCAGGCUGUAAUUUUAAUUUCCGUUGGGUGCUGGCAAAGCCCCUCUGGGUGAGCCCCAGUGCCUGGCAUGAGCGGAGCGGGCUUCCAGGGCACUCAUUGCAGGCGUUGUGUUUAAGGGAAGAGCAGGGGAGCCUUUCUCUGUCCCAGAGGAGCUGCAGUGUUCUUCCUCUCUGGAAGACUAAGAACUAAAAAAAUAAAAAACCAAACGCGAAAGAGAAGAAAAGAAAAUGAAAAAUAAUAAAGAGAAUA